Messenger RNA from Eurytemora carolleeae, 1020 nucleotides. Its product is annotated as cysteine dioxygenase 1. The record is from RefSeq and is a predicted model, not a curated record. The coding region runs from base 176 to 796 and encodes 206 amino acids. The transcript is spliced from 8 exons. Gene Ontology annotation, biological process: L-cysteine catabolic process. Lineage: Eukaryota; Metazoa; Arthropoda; Copepoda; Calanoida; Temoridae. Gene Ontology annotation, molecular function: ferrous iron binding; cysteine dioxygenase activity.
CUUUACUAACCAUGAUAAUCUGAUUUUAUUAUUGAACUUAUCAUAGUCUGCAACAUGAGAUAAGAUAUCAUUGAUUCAUAUUAGUCGACCCUUCUAAUCUGGAAAACCGUUUAAAUCAUUCAUCAGAAAAUCUUGGAGACAAAAACUAGAAAUACACGAAUUACCAGUUACCAGGAUGGACUGCAAAGCUUCGAUUACGUUUGACGAGUUAUUAGAUGGACUCCUUGAAUACUUUAAGGAAGGAAAGGAAAAUGUAAAUGUUGAAGAGGUUAUAUCCUGGUUUUCCAGGUAUAAAAAUGACCCCAAAGAUUGGGUAAAGUUUGCCAAGUGGGAUAAAUACAAAUAUACGAGGAACCUCAUACAUAAAGGAAAUGGAAACUUUAACCUAAUCUUGAUGUGCUGGCCAGAGGGUGUUAUUUCACCAAUACAUGAUCAUUCAGACUCACAUUGUUUCAUGAGAGUCCUGGAGGGAGAAGUAAGGGAAAUAAGGUAUGCAUGGCCUGAGGAAGUUAAAAACGAGGACGGAUCCCUUCAGGAAAGUGGAACUAGGACAGUGGGAGCUGGAGAAACUAUUUAUAUGAGUGAUGAACUUGGACUUCAUAGGGUGGAAAACCCUAGUCAUAUGAACAAACUCACGUCGAUUCAUCUCUAUUCCCCACCUUUCGACUUCUGCAAGGUAUUUGAUCCUCGUACAGCUAAACGAACAAAGAUAAACAUGGUUUUCUACAGCAAGUUCGGAGAGAAAGAAGACACUAAGAAGGCAAAAACUGAGGAGAAAGCAGUUAGCAAAGUCUGAAAGUUUUAACCUCUUUCCUAACACGAAUAAAAUCCUCUUAUUGCGUCUUACUUUUCAAAUAUUGUUUCUAUCUUAUUUUUUUGCUUUUCGGUAUAUAUUGGUUUAGUCUAGUUUGAGAACUUCACAUGCAAAACUUGAUUUUGAUUUUGCGUUGAUUCUUUUAAAGACGUAUUUUUGUAAAAAUGAAAUAUAAAAUGUACAAAUAAAUAAAAUAAAUGUUGCAA